AUGGUGAGAACCGUGGACACAAUCUCAGGGCGCACGGGGAAUGUUGAGCGUGCAGGAGAGGUCGGCCAUGGCAACAGCAUCGCUAGGGUGGGAGGCGAAGAGCGCGGGGGAGAGCUUAAAGCCACGGUAUCAGUUAACCUAAAGCCUUUCCUUAACAACCUAUCUGGAAAGUUUGUUAUCGUCAAACUGAAGUGGGGUAUGGAGUACAAAGGAUACCUUGUUUCUAUGGACUCUUACAUGAAUCUGCAGGUUGCUGAUACAAACGAGUAUAUUGAUGGGGAAUUCCAUGUAAACCUUGGAGAGAUAUUGAUCAGGUGCAACAAUUUUAUGUUUAUGUGUGGCGUUCCAGAGGAUACUGAGAUAGAGGAUGCAGCGUAA
Messenger RNA from Hordeum vulgare subsp. vulgare (domesticated barley), 378 nucleotides. Its product is annotated as probable small nuclear ribonucleoprotein F. Gene Ontology annotation, cellular component: catalytic step 2 spliceosome; U1 snRNP. Bases 1 to 378 code for a protein of 125 amino acids. Gene Ontology annotation, molecular function: RNA binding. Gene Ontology annotation, biological process: mRNA splicing, via spliceosome; spliceosomal snRNP assembly. The record is from RefSeq and is a predicted model, not a curated record. NCBI's taxonomy places the organism in Eukaryota, Viridiplantae, Streptophyta, Magnoliopsida, Poales, Poaceae. The transcript has 5 exons.